Molecule: messenger RNA, 1926 nt
Organism: Colletotrichum gloeosporioides
Lineage: Eukaryota; Fungi; Ascomycota; Sordariomycetes; Glomerellales; Glomerellaceae
Product: Pre-mRNA-processing factor 31
Exons: 1
Coding region: 1-1926 (641 amino acids)
Biological process (GO): spliceosomal tri-snRNP complex assembly; mRNA splicing, via spliceosome
Cellular component (GO): U4 snRNP; precatalytic spliceosome; U4/U6 x U5 tri-snRNP complex
Source: RefSeq, a predicted model, not a curated record
AUGGCUACCCUUGCAGAGGAGCUUUUCAACGACUUCGCUGACUCUGGCUCGGAGGCCGACGAGACUCAGCAAGAUGGCAAUGACGCACUGGGUCUCGACCUUGCGCCCCAGACGGUCAAUCACAGCUCGUCAAACGACAUGGACUUAGACGCAGAUGAUAGCGAAGCUGCUGCAGAUGACGAUGCGAUGGCUGGCGUCAGUAAAGGCACCGUCGACACUGUCGAGGACGCUGAGGAUGCCAAGUCCAAGGUUGAGAAGAUGCAACUAGGCGGCGUGAGCGAUGUUCGCAGUAUUGCCAGUCUCAUGCAGACCCUGGAACCCGUUCUAGAGGUUAGUACACACCCACAGAACACGUCUGGCUCUAUUGAAGCAGUGUUUACAUCUCGUUUUCGGAGAACUAGCCCUGACUUCGUACCUCGAAUGCUGCAGAGAAUCGCACACUACCAGUCGCAACCUACUCCGACUCAGCUGAUUGGCAAUAUCGAAGAUCACCCCGAAUACCAUCUCCUGACACAAUCGAAUAGUUUGUCGACGCUUAUCGAUAGCGAAAUCGUUCUUGUCCACAAAUUCAUUAGAGAUCACUACUCGAUUCGGUUCCCCGAACUCGAAACGCUCAUCACCAACCCGCUAGAGUACGCCAAGGUCGUGGCCAUCUUAGGAAAUGGUCCCCUCGAUUCGGAGAACAUCAAGACUUUGCAGCAUUCUACAGACAAUCCUCUUGAGGCAUCACUUCGUUCGGUACUCGAUGGUCCAUCCCUGAUGAUCGUGACGGUGGAGGCCACGACGACCAAAGGUCGUGAGAUGUCUCUUGAUGAUCUCACGCGAGUGCAGAGAGCAUGCGAGAUGGUGUUGUCCUUGGACAGGGCGAAGAAGACUCUUACAGAAUACGUUCAGUCGCGCAUGAAUCUUUUCGCGCCGAAUUUGACUGCGAUGAUCGGGUCUUUGACUGCUGCGCAGCUAUUGAAUGCUGCUGGAGGGCUAACGGGUCUGUCCAAGACGCCCGCAUGCAAUAUUGCUGCCUGGGGGUCGAAGAAAGGAGCCGGCGCAGCCGGUCUGGCUACCAACAUUGGCAUUCGUCAACAGGGAUUUCUCUAUCACUCUCCUAUUAUUCAAGGCAUUCCCAACGACCUCAAGAAACAGGCCAUGCGUAUUGUCGCAGCGAAGCUUCUACUCGCUGCUCGUGUAGACCGAGUUCACUCUAGUCCCGACGGCUCGACAGGCGAAGAGCUCAAGGGCCAUUGUCUCGAGCGACUAGAGAAGCUCACGGAACCACCUCCCAACAAGGGCCCCCGAGCGCUUCCGGUCCCUGACGAUAAACCAUCGCGCAAGCGUGGAGGAAGAAGAGCUAGGAAGGCCAAGGAGGCUACGGCCAUGACGGAGCUACGCAAGGCGCAGAACAGGAUGGCAUUUGGUAAAGAGGAGAGAGAAGUCGGUUAUGGCACGGGAGAGGGCACUGCAGGACUCGGUAUGAUCGGCCAGGCCAAUGACGGCAGAAUUCGCAACCUGCAAAUCGACCAGCGGACGAGAGCAAAGCUCAGUGCGAAGAACAAGGGUUGGGGCGGCGCAACUUCGCUGAACGGGGCAGCAUCGUCCCUUCGAGGGUUCGGGCAAGCAAACUCCAACAUCGACCUUCGUGGGAAGGGUCUCAGGACGUCAGGUGUCGGCACAACGCUGGGUGCGCCUACGGGCACAGCGUCGUCACUGGCCUUCACUCCUGUGCAGGGUCUAGAGCUCGUCGAUCCCAAAGUCCAGGCUGAACUCAGUCGAAAGCGGAAGGCCGAGGAGGACCGAUGGUUCAAGGGAGGAACCUUCACGCAAGUUGCUGGCUCAUCCAAUGGAGGCUUCAAGAAGCCCGACCUGCCUCCCAGCAAAAAGGUUGACACUGGUGCAGGUAAAAUGGGACCUCCACCUCCGCGGAGCGGCUGA